Messenger RNA from Panthera uncia (snow leopard), 5116 nucleotides. It is a transcript of the gene RPS6KC1, whose product is annotated as ribosomal protein S6 kinase C1. Gene Ontology annotation, cellular component: early endosome. Gene Ontology annotation, biological process: protein phosphorylation. The record is from RefSeq and is a predicted model, not a curated record. The transcript has 15 exons. NCBI's taxonomy places the organism in Eukaryota, Metazoa, Chordata, Mammalia, Carnivora, Felidae. Gene Ontology annotation, molecular function: ATP binding; protein kinase activity; phosphatidylinositol binding. Bases 145 to 3240 code for a protein of 1031 amino acids.
AGCACAAGCCGAGCGGCGGAGGGCAGCCGUGGAGCCGCCGCCCCCUCGCCGCUUCGCGGCUGUUUGGGGAUCCCGGACCGCGGCGGCGCCGGGUUGUCCUGAUGGUCCCCGGCCGGCGGCGGCGGCGGCAGAGGCGGCGGGAGGAUGACCUCUCCCCGGGAGCGGGGUGCCGACCUGGCCCGUUUCUACACUGUCACCGAGCCCCAGCGACAUCCAAGGGGCUACACGGUGUAUAAGGUCACCGCCCGGGUUGUUUCUCGAAGAAACCCAGAAGAUGUCCAGGAGAUAAUCGUAUGGAAGAGAUACAGUGACUUUAAGAAACUACACAAAGAACUAUGGCAAAUUCACAAAAACUUAUUCCGACAUUCAGAAUUGUUUCCUCCAUUUGCUAAAGGGAUAGUGUUUGGACGAUUUGAUGAAACUGUCAUCGAAGAGAGAAGACAGUGUGCAGAAGAUUUGCUACAGUUCUCUGCCAAUAUCCCCGCUCUUUAUAACAGUAAACAGCUUGAAGAUUUUUUCAAGGGUGGAAUAGUUAAUGAUGGUUCUGAAUUGAUUGGACCUGCGGAAGCUUAUUCGGAUUCCCUUGUUGACAGCUUUCCUGAGUGUAGUACUGAAGGUUUCUCCAGUGACAGUGAUUUGAUAUCUCUUACUGUGGACGUGGAUUCUCUUGCUGAGUUAGAUGAUGGAAUGGCUUCCAAUCAAAACUCUCCCGUUAGAACUUUUGGUCUCAGUCUUUCUUCGGAUCCAUCAGCAUUAGGGGCCGUUGCUUCUGACAGCGAACAGAACAAAACAGAAGAAGAACGGGAAAGUCGUAGCCUCUUUCCUGGCAGUUUAAAGUCCAAGCUUGGCAAGAGAGAUUAUUUGGAGAAAGCUGGAGAAUUAAUAAAGCUGGCUUUAAAAAAGGAAGAAGAAGAUGACUAUGAAGCUGCUUCCAAUUUUUAUAGGAAAGGAGUUGAUUUACUCCUAGAAGGUGUUCAAGGAGAGUCAAGCCCUACCCGUCGAGAAGCUGUGAAGAGAAGAACAGCAGAAUAUCUAAUGCGAGCAGAGAGUCUCUCUAGCCUUUAUGGAAAACCUCAACUUGAUGAUGUCUCUCAGCCUCCAGGAUCACUAAGUUCAAGGCCCCCUUGGAACCUAAGGAGCCCUGCCGAGGAGCUGAAGGCCUUCAGAGUCCUUGGGGUGAUUGACAAGGUUUUACUUGUAAUGGACACAAGGACAGAGCAGACAUUCAUUUUAAAAGGUCUAAGGAAAAGCAGUGAAUACAGCAGGAACAGAAAGACCAUCAUCCCCCGCUGUGUGCCCAACAUGGUGUGUCUGCACAAGUACAUCAUUUCUGAGGAGUCGGUAUUUCUUGUGCUGCAGCACGCGGAAGGUGGCAAACUCUGGUCAUAUAUCAGUAAGUUUCUAAACAGAAGUCCUGAAGAAAGCUUUGACAUCGGGGAAGUGAAAAAAUCUGCACUCACUAAAGUUCACCUGCAACAGCCAACUUCUAGUCCUCAGGACAGCAGCAGCUUUGAAUCCAGAGGAAGCGAUGGUGGAACGAUGCUUAAAGUUCUGCCUCUGAAGACUAGUCUUACUCCAAGCUCUCAAGAUGACAGCAACCAAGACGAAGAAGGCCAAGAUAGCUCUCCAAAAUGGCCAGAUUCUGGCUCAAGUUCAGAAGAGGAAUGUACCACUAGUUAUCUGACCCUAUGCAAUGAAUAUGGGCAAGAAAAGAUUGAGCCAGGGUCCUUGAAUGAGGAGCCUUUCGUGAAGAUCGGAGGGAAUGCUGUUGAUCCCAGAGUUAUCGAAAGCUUCCCAGCACACCUUGCUGCUGACAGUGGCAGCCCCAGCACCCAGCACAUAGCUCACGAGCUGAAGUUCUUUGCUGGAGAUGAUGACCUAGAAGCAGAUAGUUCUCCAAGAACGUCCGAUUCCCUUAGUAGAUCUAAAAACAGCCCCAUGGAAUUCUUUAGAAUAGACAGUAAGGAUAGCACUAGUGAACUCCUAGGCCUUGAUUUUGGAGAAAAAUUGUAUAGUCUAAAGUCAGAGCCUUUGAAACCAUUUUUCACUCUUCCAGAUGGAGACGGCACUUCCAGGGGUUUCAGUACUAGCGAAAGCAAGGUAGAGUUUAUAGCUCAGGACACCAUUAGCAGGGGCUCAGAUGACUCUGUCCCAGUUAUUUCUUUUAAAGAUGCUGCUUUUGAUGAUGUCAUCGGCACUGAUGAAGGAAGGCCCGAUCUCCUUGUAAAUCUACCUGGUGAACUGGAGCCCAUCAAAGACGGUGAAGCAAUGGGACCCACUCCGUUUACACAGACUAAUAUAGGCAUAAUUGAAAGUAAAUUGUUGGAAGCCCCUGAUGUUUUAUGCCUCAGGCUUAGUACUGAACAACGCCAAGCAAGUGAGGAAAAUGGCACAGAGGAAUUGAGUGAUCCCUCCAGGCCUAAAUCCCAUAGUAUAGCAGAGAAACACAGCGCACCGGGGGAUCUUGGGAUGUUGUUUGUGACAGCCGGUGAUCACAGUAGUUCAGGAGACAUGUCUUUGUUACACAGCUCGGAUCCUAAGUUCCAAGGACCUGGAGCGGUUGAGUCUGCAGUCACUGCAGCCAACACAGAAGAAAGCAUAUUCUGUAUUUCUAACCCACUCUCAGGUGCUAAUGAAUAUAAUGUAAACACAGACACUUUAAAAACUGAAGAAGUAUUGCUGUUUACAGAUCAAACUGAGGAUUUGGCUAAAGAGGAACUGACUUUGUUUCAGAGAGACUCAGAGACUAAGGGAGAGAGUGGAUUAGCACUAGAAGGAGACAAGGAAAUACAUCAGAUUUUUGAGGACCUUGAUAAAAAAUUAGCACUAAACUCCAGGUUUUACAUCCCCGAGGGCUGCAUUCAAAGAUGGGCAGCUGAAAUGGUGGUAGCCCUUGAUGCUUUACAUAGAGAGGGAAUUGUGUGCCGCGAUUUGAACCCAAACAACAUCUUAUUGAAUGAUAGAGGACACAUUCAGCUAACGUAUUUUAGCAGGUGGAGCGAGGUUGAAGAUUCCUGUGACAGUGAUGCCAUGGAGAGAAUGUACUGUGCCCCAGAGGUUGGAGCAAUCACAGAAGAAACGGAAGCCUGUGAUUGGUGGAGUUUGGGUGCUGUUCUCUUUGAACUUCUUACUGGCAAGACUCUGGUUGAGUGCCAUCCAGCAGGAAUAAAUACUCACACUACUUUGAACAUGCCAGAAUGUGUCUCUGAAGAGGCUCGCUCACUCAUACAACAGGUGUGAAGUUUCUUCCAGAUUGAAGCAGGCCAUGAGGGCCAACUGUGAGGUUGCAUGCGUGUGUACAGGAACAAGGAGAUGUCCCAGUUGAAAGUAAAAACCAAGGGAGAUUUGUAAGUGUCCUAAAUUUUUACUGUGUUCUACACAUCAGCAGAUGACAAGCUUUAGGGGCUCAGGUAUUUGAAUAUAACCUCUUUUCAAUCACAGGUUGAACACUUAAGCUAUGCAGACACAGGAUGAUCCCCAGGAAGUGAAGCUCAAAAAUAAAAACAAAAGAAUGAGCAGAGAUAGCAACAGCUGCUUGUAACAAUGUGGUGGGAGAAGCAGCUAUACAGAUCUAGCUGAAACAAGUUAACAAAGAACAAACCAACCAACUGCCAUGAUAACAGUCUUCUUGGGAACAAAGUCAGGCUCUAGAGUUGCUAAAAUAUAUCAUCCAAAAUAUCCCAUUUUCGGGGCGCCUGGGUGGCUCAGUCGGUUAAGCGUCCGACUUCAGCUCAGGUCACGAUCUCAUGGUCCGUGAGUUCCAGCCCCGCGUCGGGCUCUGGGCUGAUGGCUCAGAGCCUGGAGCCUGCUUCCGAUUCUGUGUCUCCCUCUCUCUCUGCCCCUCCCCCGUUCAUGCUCUGUCUCUCUCUGUCUCAAAAAUAAAUAAACGUUAAAAAAAAAAAAUUAAAUAAAAAUUCAAAAUAUCCCAUUUUCAACAAAUAUUAUAUGAUAUACACAGAAACAAAAAAGUGUGACUCAUGUGCAGGGAAAAAAGUGGUCAAUAGAAAUUGACUUUAAAUGUCCCCAGGUUGGAUUUAACAGAUUUCAAAGUGGUUAUUAUAAGUAUGUUCAAAAACUGAAGGAAGCCAUGUUUAAAGAAUUAAAGAAAAGUAUGACAACAAUGAAUCAACAAAUAGAAAUUCUUGAUGAGGAGAUAUAAAGUAUAUAUAAAAAAAGACCCAAAAUUCUCAAGUUGAAAAGUACAAUAAUUGAAAUGAAGAAUCAUUGGGGGGAGGGGGUGGAAUUCAUUAGAGCGUAUCUAUAGCAAAUUUGAGAUAGAUGAAGGAAGAAACAAUUAACUUGAAGAUAGAAUGAUAGAAAUAAUCAAAUCUGUAAAAAAGAUGCCCCAAAAUUUGAAGAAAAAGAACAGGGCUACACAAACCUGUAAGACAAUAUCAAAUAUACCAGGGAGUCCCAGAAUGAGAGGAAAGAGAGAAAGGGGAAGCAAAAGUAUUUGGAAAUGUAAUGGCUAAAAACAUCCCAAAUUUGGUAAAAAAACAUUGAUAUGCAUCCAAGAAGCUCAAUGGACUUUAAUUAGGAAGGUAUACCUGGUCAAAUUGUUGAAAGGCAAAAACAAAGAGGACGCUCUUGAAAGCAGCAAAAGAGAAAGCGCUCAUUGUAUACAAGGAAACGUUAAUGUCUGACUUCCCAUUAAAAAUGAUGGAAGACAGUUUACACUUUAAGUUAUAAAAUAAACAAGUCACGGAAAUGAAAAAUACUGUAUAGGGAAUAUAGUAAAUAAUACUGUAUGGUGACAAAUGGUGACUACACUACUGUGAUAAGCAUUGAGUAAAGUCAGAUUGCUGAAGCAAUGUGUCAUAUGCUUGAAACUAAUAUAACAUUGUAUGUCAGUUAUACCUCAAUAAUAAUAAUAAUAAUAAUAAUAAUAAGGGGCACCUGGGUGGCUCAGUCAGUUAAGUGUCCGACUUUGGCUCAGGUCUUGAUCUCACGGUUCAUGAGUUCGAGCCCUGCGUUGGGCUCUGUGCUGUCAGCUCCGAGCCUGGAGCCUGCUUUGGAUUCUGUGUCUCCCUCUCUCUCUCUGUUCCUCCCCUGAUUGUGCUCUGUUUGUCUCUCUCUCUAAAAAAUAAAUAAACAUUAAAAAAAUAAUAAUAAUAAU